UGAUAAUCGAUCCCACGUUUGAAGAGGCGCUCCACGAUUCUCAAGGAGGUUCUUUCUAUAUAUCAGAAAUACCUGAGGAUCCAAAUGCAAAUGCAGAUCAUUAUAUAAUGGAGUGCAAUGAGUCCAAGUUGGAAAUUUUCAGAGAUAAUGAGAUCAAAGAAAAGACCAAUGAAGUUAAGUUUGACAAAUUAGGUGAAACCCAUUAUAAGUUACAAAUUAAAGAGACUGUCUACAAGUUGUGGAACAAGCGAAUGAUGCUAUCUCCCAAAGAACUCAAACAAUCUUUCAAAGUUACCAGUAUAAGUCUAGUUAGUCAUAAUUUGAUAAUAUUUGGGACAAACACUGGGGACAUUGGAAUAUUCAAUUUAACAACGAAGGAUACUCCACAAUUGGUGAGAGCUCAUUAUAACGAUGUUACUAAAUUGAAGAUGCUCCCUUCUGGGAAAGUUUUGAUGAGUAUAGGCUUGGAUAUGCAAAUCAAAUUAUGGAGUAUCAACGAAGAAACCAUUGGAGGCCCAAUCAGAAGCUUCCGAGGACCCAUUCUGAGAAUCAAUACGAUUGCAAUAAUUGGUAAAGGACGAAACUUUGUUAGCGGGGGGGACGACGGAUCGGUUCUAGUGUACGAAUGUGGGUCGGGGGAAGUUAUACACAAGUACAACCGGAUCAACAAUCUUCAUGAUGCUGUGAACAGUAUUGUCAUUAGAGACGAGCAAUCUGGAGAAGACGAAGAAUACGCCGAUCAGUACGAAUGCCAGGGGAAAGUGAUGUACGUUGGGUAUGAGCUGGGAGUGAUCCAGGGGUAUGACUUAGGUAAAAGAUACCAAAUCAGUUCAGAUAAGUUUAUUACAAGUAGUGGGGUUGUAGACAUUAUUUUAAGUGAUGGGUAUUUGGUUGGAGGAUAUAAAGAUGGAUUUAUAAGAAUAUGGGAUUUGCAGAAACACCAUUUAGUGAAAAAGAUCAAGAUUGACGAAACAAUUGCAAAAGUGUACCAGAUCAGUCCCUGGAAGUUCAUAAUUUAUACUGGGCCCGAUAAAGUUUUUGCAAUCAAAUUCGAUAAGGACUUUAAUCAUGAUUGCGAAACCAUGAUUGGAAUGGACAUUCUAAGCAAACUACAGGACAUUUCUCAUCAUCAUCAAGAUAUCUUCUUAGUCAUUGAUGGAGACCUCUACAAUUAUCGAUAGAAAGCGUUAAAUCAAUUAUCAAUAUUCAAUAAUAUAAAUAUACGAGCUUAUAAUUUUGGUCUUGGAUCAAUUUGUUUAAAGACCGAUUCAAUAGCAGUAGCCUUCAUCAUGUUACCCUUGACCUUUAAUUUACCAUUCAUGAAUAAUUUUUGACCGUUAGCUUUACCAUUAGCCAAUUUAACAAAAUCAACAUCCUUCAAGAGUAAUUGGACAUCAGAUUUUGGUAAAGAACCAUCAAUUUUUUUAACAGUACCGUCAUUUUUCAAAUCCAAAAUCCAAGAUUGGUCUUUACCUUCCUUGUUCUUAAGAGUAAUGACUAUAACAGCCUUAACACCAGCAAUGGCCUUUUGUUUGAUUUUAUUAUCAGCUAAACCAUCGUGUAAUUCUUUGAAGAAAGGAGAGGCUUGGAAUCCAUCAGCAGCUAAGUCA
Hyphopichia burtonii NRRL Y-1933 is the source of this 1610-nucleotide messenger RNA. Its product is annotated as WD40 repeat-like protein. The record is from RefSeq and is a predicted model, not a curated record. The transcript has a single exon. Gene Ontology annotation, molecular function: protein binding. NCBI's taxonomy places the organism in Eukaryota, Fungi, Ascomycota, Pichiomycetes, Serinales, Debaryomycetaceae. Bases 108 to 1181 code for a protein of 357 amino acids.